Petromyzon marinus (sea lamprey) is the source of this 6386-nucleotide messenger RNA. RefSeq names its product 6-phosphofructo-2-kinase/fructose-2,6-bisphosphatase 4-like. Gene Ontology annotation, molecular function: 6-phosphofructo-2-kinase activity; ATP binding; fructose-2,6-bisphosphate 2-phosphatase activity. NCBI's taxonomy places the organism in Eukaryota, Metazoa, Chordata, Hyperoartia, Petromyzontiformes, Petromyzontidae. Gene Ontology annotation, cellular component: cytosol. Gene Ontology annotation, biological process: fructose 2,6-bisphosphate metabolic process; fructose metabolic process. The record is from RefSeq and is a predicted model, not a curated record.
UUACCCGCACGUGUCAUUAGGCGCUCCCUCGCAGUCUGUUAAAAGGCUAUAGGGCGGGCGAUCUUUGUAUCAUCCACCAUCUGUUCCACGUGUCCAUCACGAUCCACUUGUUCCAUGUGCCGCGUGAUUCAUUAAUAGGCCCGUGUGCCCAUCGUAUAACGCGCCGUGAUAUUCCGGUGGGUGUUUGCCGUACGUUCGUAGAUGCGUGCCGCGUCCACGUCCACGGUUCGAUCUGGCCGCGUGUUCUAUUGCGAUCGUUUCCAGCGUGCAGUCGUGUUCGUAAGUCGCGCGUCAUAAACAUUGUCCACGCGUAUCGUAGCUCGGUUCACCCAGUGUGCCAUCUUCAGAACGCGUAAUGUAUCCCUCGUGUUCAUGUACUCGUAACGAUCCGUCGUCUAACUCGGAUCGUGUGUUCGUUCCAAAGUUAUGUGUCCGUCUUAACCCCACAUGUUAUAUACAUGCAUUAUUCAAUUAAUGAUAUGCUGAAUGCGCAAAGUAGAGUCUCGUCCUCAUGAUCACCCAUCCCGUGUGGCCACCACGAUCCAGUCAACGAUUAUUCUUGUGGAUGAAUUAAUAAGCGACGUCAAUCAUGAUCGUCAUCAUUGUUAUGCACGUGUCAUGUGAUCCAUUCCAUAUUGUCCUACCGAUUAAUCAUGCAUAAGCCCGACAGUAUAUCGGAUCCUGAAUUAUUGUUAUUUUAUCCAUCGUGACACAAUUAAGCAUGUUAUCGUUAUACAUGCGCCACUUGUUAAUCGUCCCAGACCAUCAUCGGCGAAAGGAUAACGUACAGUACUUUAUGCACGGGAUAAGUGGUAUAUUUGGCUCGAAAAAGAUUCCUUUCAUACACGCUACACACUUCACCCACCAUCAAUGAAUUGUAAAAUAAAUGUAGUGGCCAUCUGUACUCGAGAGCGAUUUCAAGACCUGCAUUUUAACAUGUAUGUUCCACAUCACUAGGCUCCCAUCUGCUUACACAAUGGCCAUGAUUUCAUCAUUCGCAGUUUUCCCUGCAAGGGUUUACAUUGAUCCAGACACACUUUCGGGAAAAUGGCAUCGUGGCAAUGGGCUUUUAAUCACAGUAUUGAGAAUACUUUGCCUAAUGUGGCUGUAUAUCAUCAUCCUUGUCACAAAUGGCAUCAUCUUUAGCCAUUAAUCCACUGCCAGAUAAAAGUCAUCCCAUGCUCCACCACCAGCCAGCCACCUCUUCCCCGCAGUGCUGCUGAAAUCAACUUAAGGCCACGUCACUUAAUAUCGUAAGCAAUACCGCAGUGUGUAUUCAUGUGCAAUCUCCUGUAUGUGUAUAUAUAUACAGUACACGUGUACCAGGUUUAUUUUAACAGUCCAUUGAGGAAAGUCUUUUGAAAACAAGGUUUGAGAAAUGAUCACUGCCCAUGCCUUCUGCACCCACCUAUGACAUAUGCCUUUAAUUACCCAUCCAGCCCCUUGUCUCUUAUUUCAGAACUUUUAAUCAGCAUCUGCCCCUUCCAUCAGCUCAUUCGCGAUGUAGCUGAUGAAUUUCCACCAUGGUUCUCUUUAGCCAGUACAUUAGUACUGCUUUACAGGUCUGCAAGCGACACUACCUUUGAGGGCAACACAGCCCUGCUGCUUUGGAUAGAACGGGAUGUACAGUAAUGCUCUCUUGAUGUGUCCUUCAAUGAGCCUUGACGCAGGGUGAAGCCGUCCAUGUGUCUGCAGUGGGCUGAGCGAAUGUUUUCAUUCUCACCACGGCGCAGAAAUUACGGGAAGAAGAAGCGGCGGCGUGCAGAUCGUGCGUUCCACGCCUCACAAACUCCCCGACCGUGAUAGUCAUGGUUGGGCUGCCUGCCCGUGGCAAGACCUACAUGUCCAAGAAGCUGUCGCGCUACCUCAACUGGGUUGGCAUUCCCACUAAAGCGUUCAAUGUUGGGCAGUACCGUAGAGAAGCCACGCAGCUCUACAAAUCGUACCAGUUCUUCCGGCCAGACAAUGAGGAAGCCAUGAAGAUCAGGAGACAUUGUGCCCUAGUUGCCUUGGAAGACCUCCACAAGUACCUGAAGGACGAAGGCGGGCAAGUUGCGGUGUUUGAUGCCACAAAUACGACACGCGAGCGCAGGGAGCUCAUCACCAACUUUUGCAACGAGAACUCCUACAAGGUGUUCUUCGUGGAGUCCCUAUGUGACGACCCUGACGUCAUUGCCACCAGCAUUACCGAGGUGAAGGUGAGCAGCCCCGACUACAAGGACUGCAACAAGGACGACGCCACUGUGGACUUCCUGAAGCGUAUCGAGUGCUACAAGGAGACGUACCAGCCUCUGGACGAUACCUGGGAUAGGGAGAUGUCGUACAUCAAGAUCUUCAACGUGGGCCGAGGCUUCCUGGUGAACCACGUGCAGGACCACGUGCAGAGCCGCAUCGUCUACUACCUGAUGAACAUCCACGUGCAGCCGCGCUCCAUCUACCUGUGCCGGCACGGGGAGUCAGAGCUCAACCUCAAGGGCCGCAUCGGGGGCGACCUGGGACUGGCCGAUCGCGGCAAGCAGUUCGCCAACGCGCUGAGCGCCUUCCUUUCGGAACAAAACAUCAAGGACUUGAAGGUGUGGACGAGCCAAAUGAAGAGGACCAUCCAGACAGCCGAGGCUCUGAACACUACCUAUGAGCAGUGGAAAGCUCUCAAUGAGAUUGACGCCGGAGUGUGCGAGGAGAUGACAUACGAGGAGAUUCAGUCAUCGUAUCCCGACGAAUUCGCCAUGCGUGACCAAGACAAGUUCCACUACCGCUACCCCAAGGGGGAGUCGUAUCAGGAUGUGGUCCACCGGCUGGAGCCGGUCAUCAUGGAGCUGGAGCGGCAGGAGAACGUGCUGGUCGUGUGCCACCAGGCCGUGAUGCGCUGCCUGCUCGCGUACUUCCUCGACAAAUCCUCCGCUGAGCUUCCUUACCUGGAGUGUCCACUCCACACUGUGCUCAAGCUGACGCCAAUAGCCUAUGGUUGUCGAGUGGAGUCGUUUUUUCUCAACGUGGAGGCUGUGAACACGCACAGGGAAAAACCAGAGAACGUGAGCGUCUCGCGCAAGUCAUCAGAGGCUCUCAAGACGGUGCCGGCGCACGAAUGAGGGAGCGGCCCACUGCCGGCCACCAGGGACUGUGCCACCACCCCUUCCCCUCCCUCCCCCAGCAGCAGCCGCCCCUCCCGCCAGCUGGACCCUGCUGUCCAUCUCGCCCCCGCCGUCUCUUUCGCCUUCUCAAAAGUGCAGUUCUCUUUUGUCCAGCUGGACCGCAGCCAUGGGGCGUCGCAGCCAGAUUUGAACGUCGUGCGAGGACUUAAUUUACAACGUUCACAAAGGGUUCUUGAUUCUUCAUUAAAACGCCACUUGUGUGUUUUUAUUAAUACUUUUAUACCACUGGAAGGAAAUUACUUUUGCACAUGAUUAAGAACAAAUUUUUGUUUUGGUCCGCAUUGAAAUAUGGCACAGAUUAAAUUAGAUGUUUUGAGUGUAUAUAGGGUCUAUGUGGGUAAUUAUUUCUAUUGUCUUAGACUACUUUGUCAGUACGUGUGGCCACAUGUUCACAGCCAAAUUGAACAUGUGAUUGUGCCAUUUCCAGGGUAAAAGUGUGAGAGGUGUGUGGAUUUCAUCUAGUGUUGCUCCCGUGACAUUUCAUUGAUCAUGGGGUUUUGUGGUUGCUAGUGCUGAAGAUAAAGACAUUUUAGAACCGUAUUCCUCGACAUUAAUUCUUGAAGCUGGUACAGGGUCUCCUGCCAAGUCUAAAUUUGUGUCAGAUUUAAUACAUACUCACACAUACUAUAAUGCAUAGUCUUGUAUCAAUCCAUUGGGGAAUAAACGCCUCCCCAUGCAAUUCGGCAGGAAUGGGGGUUGUUUUAUGACUGUACUUCACGCUGGUCAGUGCGGAUUUGGUCAAGAUGGGUGUUCAGGAUCGGUUCAGAUAUCACUCGUCACUGGUAUUAGCCAUGGCUGGGAAUUGAACUCAGGUUUCUUAUGAAUGCUCUUAUAUGUCGGCAUGAUUGGUGUGCCCACGCUCCCUAGUCAUGACGUCUCUAUCUCUGUGUAGGAUUUUGCACGUGGCCCUUCAAAAUUCCAGUGACUGCGUUUAGCCAAAGGGCUUCCGGAUUAAGUAGAUUUGAGUUUGUUGGAUUGGUUAGGUCUUGUACCAGAAAAAUGAGUUUAUGCCUCAUGAGUUGGUCCUAAAUCUGGCAACUGUUUAUCUAAAAAAAACUUUAAUAUUACGAGUACUUGCAUGCAUGGUGAUUUGACAGCGAUUAGAAUGUUUUUUUUUAAAGAUCCUGCGGUUUAUGUUCUGGUGCUGCUGGCUGCACUGAAGUGUAUGCUGUGACAGGGGAUAGAGGCAGAAGCCAGAGAAGAUUUCAUUUCUGCUUGAAAACUACUAAUCUAUGCACACAAGUCAUUAAAUGACCAAUGCCCUAAAAAAACACAUCUGCAAAUUUGCGUGAAAUAGUGUUUAUACAAUGUGCUGAAUGAGCUAUACUGCACAGUAUACAAAUUAUUUUCAAUGUACAUAUACGGAUGUAUGUAUAUGAGUAUGAGCGGCCAUUAUCACCUGUGGACAUUCUCAAUCCACUACAGUUGUCCCAUAAUGCUAGAUUUAAACUGUUAAUUGUAAUAAUCUACAGGACUUUCUCAAUCGCCUGCUGGAUAAAGGCCUCCCCAUGCCGUAUCGGUUCAUUGCCGUUUUGUUUGACCAUACUUCUGCACACUGACCACGCUGCUGGUCAGUGUGGGUUGGUGUGUGUGGGGGGUGGGUCCAGGACCAGUUCAGAUGUCGGUCGCCACUCACAUUAGUAGCAGCCGGGAAUGGAACGCGCGUCGCCAGCUUCAGAACGCAGUGCGGCUAAACCACUGCGCAAACACAGUUAACAUUAUCUGAUGCGAAAUACGCCUGUUGACUUUUACAAAAAUCGGCGACAUCGGUACAGUUGAUGGUUACUAUUCACUCUUUCCUUUAAUGUGAAAAUACACAGAACGUCUGUCUGAUUUCAUUGGCAUUUUCACAAGGGCAGUGUCACUGUGGCGUUGAGCCAUGACAUUGCUGUUGUACCUUACGAUUUUGUGAUAAAACGCCGCUAUCCCCAACGCUGAUCAAGGCAGGCUCAGGUUAUACAUAAAAUAAUGUAUGACGUUUGAAUUUCAGGGUUUCUGUGCAACAGAAUUUUUUUUAUAUAUAUUAGCUAAGGUUAGUAUAGAGCGGGUUAUUUGUAGUUGUCUAUUGCAUAGCCUUUGUGUUUGGUGUACAAAAUGUGAUAAUUGAGUCUGUAAAUUGAGUGUAAGUGAUGUGAUUUGACUUUAAAUCAGCUGUUAAUAUGCGUAUCAUUAGUGCUGGGAAAGGAAAUUGUGGUGUAAGUGGUGUAAAUUGUCUCAAACAUUUAAUAGAAAAUAAGACUUUCGAUUUGACUGCGUUACAAAUCUUUUUGAGACGGUCUCUGUAAGAAUGACGCAGGCAAACCAAACAUUACAUUGAAGACUGCAAACAUGGGCUACCUUCAGAAAACCUUUGUGCCCAUGCGUAUUUGUGAGGGUUUUUUUUUAUCAGCUUCACAGUGCCUGCUGCAUUCGCACAUAUAACUUGCUUGUUGUCAUCGUAAUCCGCAACCAAAACCUGUUUCUUGCAGGGUUGGGGUGUGCGUUUUGAGGCCACACUGUGAUCGUAUGCGAGAUGCAAUUCGUUUGUUUAGUUAAAGUUAUUUGCGAAAUGCUUAUUUGGAUAUUUGGGAUAAAAAGUCAUCCCCGGACGGUAGUGGGCAUCUUGGUUGGAAGUCGAGGUUGGUUGUUGAAUUUUAAUCGAACUACCUCUUCUGUAAUCUAAGAAGCAAUAACAUGAAGAUAAAUACUUGCCAAUUGUGUUAGGAGUCUUGAUCGGAACGGACAUCUGCCACUGCAGGAUAAGAUCAUUUCUUCUUAGGUUGGAAAGUCUCGCAAACUGUCAAGUUUGUAUUGUUAGGCCCCAACAGCUGUAACACACGAAGAAAACCAAUUCCCUAAAUUGAUUCAAUUGAUGUGUGUCCAUUGUACAAGUCGUAUCCAUGUGCAAGAUUACAACAUUGGUAGAAAUGAGGUUUAGUUUUUUUUUAAUCUAAGGGGUUGGUAAAAAGUAUUGGGAAAUCGGAGAAGGGAAAUGUGAUGGUACAUUGGAUUUUAAUUCUUGAAGCUUGGGCUUGCAAGAAACUUGUGAAGUGGUGAAUUUUAUGUUUCAAUCUAACUUAAGUGUAGCAUUUAUUGUAAUAACUAACCACGUCUUUAAUUUUCAUUUUAAACCACUUACCAAAACAGCUGAAUGUAGGAUAUAACGUUAUUUAUAAACAGCCACAAUUGGCAAAAAAAAAAUCCGUGAAGACAAAUUAAUGAAAACCUUUUCCUUGACAUUUAUUUUGGGAGAAA